This is a messenger RNA of Carya illinoinensis, 1431 nucleotides long. Its product is annotated as F-box protein PP2-A13-like. NCBI's taxonomy places the organism in Eukaryota, Viridiplantae, Streptophyta, Magnoliopsida, Fagales, Juglandaceae. The transcript has 3 exons. Gene Ontology annotation, molecular function: protein binding. Bases 365 to 1204 code for a protein of 279 amino acids. The record is from RefSeq and is a predicted model, not a curated record.
CCGCAGCCAAACAAUUUUAUUACCAGCAAAGUGACUUUUCCAGGGCCAUUCUCUAUACCGAGAGCAUACUCGACCUUUGGGAUCUGAAUUCCGUUUAUUGGUUGUUCUGUUGCUGAUCUAGUUGUUUUAAUAAAUCCGACGCCUUGAAUCUUUUGAAACUCAUCUGCCGAAAUCCUCAGAUUGAAUUCCCAGCUUAUGUUACUUCUAUUCCCAUGAAUUUGACUUCGACUUCUGGGUCUGAUAUUUCUUUUCUUUCCCUUGAUCUCUCCCAUAAGAUUUACAGAUUGAUGUUCAAGUUCAAGCUUUAAGCCAAUUUCAGGUUCUGGGUCUCGGAUCUUUUGGUAUUUAGGGUACCGGGUUUGAGAUGGGUGCGAAUAUUUCCGCUGGCUUGUCGGAAACGGAUCCACCAAUGAAGCCCAGGUUGGGGGAUAUCCCGGAGAGCUGUGUCGCACUGGUUUUGAUGUACUUGGACCCCCCUGAGAUUUGCAAACUGGCCCGAUUGAACCGGGCUUUUCGUGGCGCUUCUUCUGCUGAUUUUAUAUGGGAAUCGAAGUUGCCGCCGAAUUAUCUGUAUAUCAUGGAGAAAGUGUUUGAUGAAGAGACUUUGAUGAAAUUUAGGAAGAAGGAUCUCUAUGCCAGGCUUUGCAGGCCUAUUCCCUUUGAUAAUAGCACAAAGGAACUUUGGCUGGAUAAGAGUUCGGGUGAAGUUUCUAUCUCUAUUUCGUCGAAGGCUUUAAGGAUUACCGGAAUAGAUGACCGGAGAUACUGGAAUCACAUUUCGACAGAAGAAACUAGGUUCCAGACAGUGGCUUAUCUCCAACAAAUCUGGUGGUUGGAAGUAGAUGGUGAGUUUGAGUUCCAAUUCCCUGCGGGCACGUAUAGUAUCUUUUUUAGACUCCAGCUUGGGAGGUCCUCCAAGAGACUGGGACGUCGGAUUUGCAAUUCCGAGCACGUCCAUGGCUGGAACAUUAAACCUGUAAGCUUCCAGCUAACAACAGCUGAUGGUCAACACGCUGUGACCCAGUGCUAUUUGGACAGUCCUGGGAACUGGGUCCAGUACCAUGCCGGAGACUUUGUUGUUCGAAACUCCAACGCGUUGAUGAAGAUCAAAUUUUCCUUGACUCAGAUCGAUUGCACUCACACCAAAGGUGGUCUUUGUGUAGACUGUGUGUUUAUAUACCCGAAAGUGUGGGGGAAGAGCUAGAUUGUUUUGUAGGCAGGAAGAGCUGUAAAAGUAUGGAGAUGUGCUGCCCAAAGAUGGUGUUUGGAAGGAAGAACAUUCAAAUCACGGUUGCUUUUAGGGGGUUCCCAUUCUGUUCAUUGCAUGUAUAUAAUUGUGACUUUUUUCAGAUUGUUUGCGGUUGCUUGUAUGCGAAACAAUAAGAUGCUACUUGAUUAAUUUAAGAUUCAGCAUAUGUUUUGAUGGUGUUU